ACUAAGGAGGUGACAGAAGACUGACAAUCUCCUACCUCUUCCCAAGCUCACAGUGAGCACCUUUGGUGCACUGAGGUGCACAGGGUUCCUUAGCCUGGCCUAGGGUGUGCAGUCCAGCCUGGGCUCUGUGACUUCUGCAAGAGAAAGCAUGGCUGGGCAUUGGGUGCUGCUUCUAGUGGGCUUCCUUCUCCCUGGGAUCCUGCUCUCAGAGGCUGCAAAAAUCCUGACAAUGUCUACACUGGGUGGAAGCCAUUAUCUACUGAUGGACCGUGUAUCUCACAUUCUUCAAGAUCAUGGUCAUAAUGUCACCAUGCUUCGUCAGCGAGGAAAUUCUUUAAUAUCAGAUUUUAAAGAAGAAGAAAAAUCAUACCAAGUUAUCAGUUGGCUUCCGCCUGAAGAAUAUCAAAAGGAAUUUAAUAAGAUUGCAAGUUCGUUUAUAAAAGAAGUUUACAAUGAAAGGGAAGCAUUUGAAAAGUUUUUAAAGCUUGUGGAACAACUGGGAUUUCAGUGCAGUCAUUUGCUAAGCAGAAAGGAUAUCAUGGAUUCCUUACAGAAUGAGAACUUUGACCUGGUGGCAGUUGAAAGUUUUGACUACUGCCAUUUCCUGAUUGCUGAGAAGCUUGGCAAGCCAUUUGUGUCUGUUCUUCCUGCCACAUUUGGCACUAUGGACUUUGGGCUCCCAAGCCCCUCAUCUUAUGUUCCAGUAUUCCACUCCCUGUUAACUGACCACAUGGACUUCUGGGGCCGAGUGAAGAACUUUCUGAGUUUCUUUAUUUUCUCCAGGAAGCAAUGGCAAGUUCAGUCUGUAUUUGGCAACACCAUCAAGGAGCAUUUCCCAGAAGGCUUGAGGCCAGAUUUGUCUGAUCUCCUACUGAAAGCAGAGCUGUGGUUUGUUAACUCUGACUUUGCCUUUGAUUUUGCCCGGCCCCUACUUCCCAACACUGUUUAUGUUGGAGGCUUAAUGGCCAAACCCACUAAGCCAGUACCAGAAGACUUGGAGAACUUCAUUGGGAGGUUUGGAGAUUCUGGUUUUGUCCUUGUUUCUAUGGGCUCCGUGGUGGACAUCACUAGCUACCAAGAAGUCCUUAAGGAGAUGAACAGUGCCUUUGGCCACCUCCGCCAAGGGGUGAUAUGGAAGUGUAAGCAUUCCCACUGGCCCAAAGAUGUCAAGGUGGCUGCAAAUGUGAAACUGAUGGACUGGAUUCCUCAGAGUGACCUCCUGGCUCACCCCAGCAUCCGUCUGUUUGUCACCCAUGGUGGGCAGAACAGCAUCAUGGAGGCCAUCCAGCAUGGGGUGCCCAUGGUGGGCAUCCCUGUUUUUGGAGACCAGCCAGAAAACAUGGUCCGAGUAGAAGCCAAAAAGUUUGGUGUCUCUAUUAAUUUAAAGGAGAUAAAGGCAGAGACAUUGGCUCUGAAGAUGGAACAAGUCAUAGAAGACAAGAGGUACAAGUCUGCAGCAGUGGCCGCCAGUGUCAUCAGACGCUCCCACCCCCUGACCCCUGCCCAGAGGCUGGUGGGCUGGAUCGACCACAUCCUGCAGACAGGGGGCGCCGCACACCUCAAGCCCUAUGCCUUCCAGCAGCCCUGGCAUGAGCAGUACCUGCUGGAUGUCUUCCUGUUUCUGCUGGGACUCACUCUGGGCACCGUGUGGCUUUGUGUGAAGCUGCUGGGUGUGGUGUCCAGGUGGCUGCGUGGGGCCAGGAAGCUGAAGGAGACAUGAGGCCGAGUGCAGCCCUGGGAGAUGGGUGUGUUUGGUGGCAGCAUCCCCAUCUCUUGGGGGCUUCCCCCAGUUCUGGCAACCCUGUUCUCCACAUCACAUCCACUUGCUAUUUUGCUGCAAAUUCCUCCUCAUGAGCUUUGUCCUGUUAGCAGAAUCUUUUCCAAGCACUUAUGGUCUGUAUUCACCAGUCAGCAAGGGCUGUGCUGUGAUUCUAUCUCUGAGUGACUUGAACCAUUGACCCUCAUAUUUUCAGCCUUCAGGCCCACUUUCCUUCUCAUACCACUUUGUGCAUCAUUAAGCCUGACCAUCUCAGCCUCCAUGUCUAGAUCUCAGCCUCUUGCCCCACUCCUGCCCCCAGAACUUGUCAGGGAAUAUCUGUCCAAAUUUUCCCUUGUCUUUGCUGCUCCUGCACACUCAGUGCUCAGGAAGCCCUGCAUGCAGGGUCGGGCACACCCUUGGAGAGCUUCACAUUUGCAACCUGCCUCUGGUGCCCACAGAUAGCUCCUUGUUGGCUGAUCAGGCAGGGAGCUGUGGGUUUCCAGAUUUCCAGGAAAGGAAAAAUUUUCACAAAAUGUUUCCCCUGCAACCUACACUGCCCCACUGGCCAAGAGAUUUCUGUCCUAAUUGCCCAGACUUCUGUCAUCUGGCUCUCAAGGCUGUAGGGAAGCUGGAAAGUGUCUGCAUUGGCAGGUGACAAGGACAAAGGGAUCUGGGAGUGGCUGUGGGGUAAUCUAACCUGUAGUGUCUGAAGAACAUGGAAAAUGGCCAAACAAUGCUCCAGAAUGAACAAUCUUCUGAUGUUUUUGUCUUGGCCUAUGUUUAUACACCAAAGCAGCAAGCAAUCGCGGACAUGAGGGGAAUGCAAACUUCUGUUUCUUGGUUACAGUCUCUGGCUGGGCCUGAGGAAGCACAAGGCACUGAGUUGGGCUCAAAGACUUUCUGGGUGUGAUGGGGACCCGUAGAUAGGCAGAGGGACCAGGUGAUUUCAGUGAUGGAGCCCCAGCCCUUGAUUCCUGUGUAGAUCAGAAGAGGGAAGGAAUCAUGGAACCAAGGCUGUGGAACCAAGGCUAGCACAGAAAGGGCUGAAUGUUAUCACCAACCAGUGGGAACUAAGCCUUAGGUGGUAUAAAAAUGAUGAAAGCCUCGCUAUUUAUGGUUAUAUAGAAAUGUGAUUUCCAAAUUAAUUCUCUUUGGAGUCAGUGUGGCUCUGCGGUCCUCUGUACAAAACAUUUUGUUUUAAUGAGUGGGAGAUAUGUAUCCAUGUCAAAAUGUCUUAUUAUGUACAGAAGAAUGGGGACUUCAGACUUACUGAUAGGGGCUAGAAUUCACCUGAGCAACCAUGCAUGGUGUGUUUUAACCAAGCCUACCCCUGUGUUUGCUAACUCUCCUCCCUUUUGGCUGGCAUUCAGGUUUGGAAAGUGCUGAGGUAGGUGUCAGGACGGAGGAAAUGGAGCAUGUCAGAGGGACUUUCUCCUUCUGGGGCUGCCACAAUCUGCAUGUAGUUAGAUGCUGUAUGCAUUAUAAAGAUCAACAAGAAGAGAAAAUUAAAAUUAAACUCAUAUAACUGAUAGCUUCCCAGAAAUAAAAAAAUAAAUACCCGAUUGUAAGAGAACUAUCUCCUGAACUCCUAUUAGAAGGCUUUGUGGAGAGCUAGUGAGUCCAGAGAAAUCAGGUUGUGAAGCAGGUUCCCUGUGCGCUGGUUGCCAGUUUGUCUGAGUCCAGUGAGACAGACGCCCCACACAGAAGUUAGAUGAAGUGUGUUUAGUGGCCUGAAAUAUCCAGGUUUCCAAAGGAAUCCUAAAGUAGAGGAACAGAAACAUAGAAUAAGUGGGAGAAAUGGAAACAUGAUAGAUUUAAAUAUAUACAAUGUAUGUAUUUAAUACAUACAGUGUACAAACAGUGUACAUAUGUACAUUAAAUACUUAUGUAUAUGUAUUUACUACAUACCUUAAAUACUUAUGUAUAUGUAUUUAAUACAUACAUUAAACACAUAUAUAUUUAAUAUGUAUAUUGUAUGUAUAUGUAUGUGUUCAAAUAAAAGUUUGACAGACUUGAUUAAAAAUAUGAAACUAAUUGCUGUGUCAAAAGACACAUCUAAAAUAUUAGGAUACAGGAGAGUUGCAUACAAAAGGAUAGGAGAAGAUAUGUCAUGCAAUACUAAUGAAAAAUAAAAACUAAGCAGUAAUAAUAUCAUACAAAAUAAACUUUGGGUGAAAAGCUUUAUUAGAGAUAAAAAUGAUGUUUCAUAAUGAAAAUUAACUGUUUCACUGGGAAGAUAAGGUACCUGAAACUAUAUUUGUAAAUGUGUAUGCAUCUAACAAUGUGGUCUUUAAGACUGUACACAAAACUUGCCAUAAGGAGGAAAAAUGAAAUCAUAGUGGGAAAGUUGUAAAAACAUUUUAAUGAAAAAUUUCAAACAUUUAUAAAAGUAGAACUGCCUCAUGCCCAACGCUUAGCUUGCUGCCAAGUUCUCUUUUCUUUAUAUUUACACCCAAUUCUGAGCUUGCUUCCCCCCACCAAAUUAUUUUGAGAAAAUCCCAGACAUCGUAAAUGUUCAUCUGUAAAUGUUUUAGAAUGCACCUUAAGAGAGAAGGAAUUUCUUCUUGUGUAAUCACACUGGCAUAUAACUCUUCUACAAAGCAAUAGUAACUACUGAGUGUUAUGAAAUUUUAUGUUCAAACAUCUCUGAUGCUCCUAUAAUAUUUUAGAGUGUCUUUGCGUCAUACUAUCUAAAGUGUUGGCACUUCUGGUACCUGGCCCUUCCUAUCUCUUUCCUUGUUUGAUUUUGUAGCUUUUUCCAUUAACAUAUUAUCUGUGAUGUGUUUAAAAUCUGUCUGCCCAGUAGAACAAUGCCUGGCAUGACUCCCUAGCAAUAUAAUUCUUGAAUAAAUGAAAACCUUGUUGCUUGAU
Lemur catta (Ring-tailed lemur) is the source of this 4630-nucleotide messenger RNA. RefSeq names its product UDP-glucuronosyltransferase 3A2-like. The coding region runs from base 149 to 1720 and encodes 523 amino acids. Gene Ontology annotation, molecular function: UDP-glycosyltransferase activity. The transcript is spliced from 7 exons. The record is from RefSeq and is a predicted model, not a curated record. NCBI's taxonomy places the organism in Eukaryota, Metazoa, Chordata, Mammalia, Primates, Lemuridae.